Molecule: messenger RNA, 2535 nt
Organism: Moneuplotes crassus
Lineage: Eukaryota; Ciliophora; Spirotrichea; Euplotida; Euplotidae
Source: the annotation of a GenBank genome assembly
UUUUAAUAACAAUAAAGAUGAAAUUUCCAAGAUGAGAAAGUGCGUCCUGUCAAAAUGUGUCUAAAUAUUAUGUAAAUGAUAAGAAGAUUUAUAUAUGUUAUACACAUCAAGCCGCAAAAUAUUCUACCUUUGAUUUUAUCGAACUAGUCCCCCCAGAUCCAACUAAAUUACUCCUAAAGGUCAUAGACCAAUAUAGGAAGGAGCUACUGAUAAAUAUACCAACUCUUGACUAUGUAAUGUUUUAAAGGGACAACCUCUGAAUAUCACCACAAAGCCAUGGGUAUCUUGCUCCUGAGAGAGAAUACAAUGCAUUCGACUCCACCAUCAAAGAGGAGGUUGGUCACAUUAUGUCAAGCCUAGAUGCUGCCAUUAGCACCAACCAGUUCUUCAAGCUCGGAGCCUUGUUAAAAGAAGCUAAAGGCCUUGAAGACUUUGUCAUGAACAGCCAAUUGUUCAUUAAGCACUCUGUAGCCAAGAACUGGAAAGAUACAUUGGCAGUUGUUGAAGGAACUAUUGAAAUGAGUGCAGCCCUCGUGACUAAAGAACUCAGAGAAGAGUAUGACAGAUUGCUUGAAAGAACUGCUAGCAAGCUCAAGCAACAAAAGGAUCGCAUCUUAGAAGAAAAAAUUAGAAUUGAGACAGAGCUUUCUAUAAAGAAGACAAAAAUCAAAGAAGUGAAGGAUGAAUUUAAAGAACAGAAGAAAUCACAUAUGCAAAAUUUAAAGAAACAAAAAGAAGGAUAUGAAAGGAUAAUACAAGACGAAAUAGAGCAAAGCAAGAAGAUACUUAUGACCGAACUUUCUAUAAAAGAUACAAAGAUCAGAAAGCUGAAGGAUAAAUUAAAAAGACAGAAGAACUCACGUUUGCAAAAUUUAGCGGAAGAAGAAGGAUAUAAAGAGAAGAUACAAGACCUCAAAAACACCAAAGAGGAGAUAGAAAAAAGCAAGAAGAUACUUAUCGAUAAAGCUCAUGAAAAGGAUCUACAAAUAGCUGAGCUUAAGAAAAAGAUUAAAAGUAAAUCUGAUGAACUCAAAGGAUCCCAUGAAAACAUCAAACAAUUAAAGCAAAAAGUAAACGCUAACAUUAAGAAAGAAAAUGACCUUAGAUCAAGGAUUGCUGAACUGGAGUCUCAACUUAAUUCACAGAAGGAACAACUUGAAGAACAUCAUAGAGCAAGGAUUGCAGAACUUGAAUCUAAACUUAAUUCAGAAAAGGAACAUCAUAAUGAUCGGCUACGAAUACUUAGAGCCGAUUAUGAAGCCAAGCUUGAAGAAUCCCGAGAGGAAAACAAGAAAGAUCAACUGGAAAAACUAGACAUUUUUAAUAACUGAUAUAAAAUAAAGAAUGAUGCUAUUAAUGAACUGGAGGCUAAGGUCUCAGACAUUACAAAUGAUCUGGCUAAAGAAAGAGCUGAACACCAGACACUUUCUAUAAUUCAUAAUUAUAAGCCAAACACUGAAGCAAACCUAUGCCGAUCUUCUCAAUGAGAAACAAAAUAUUUUGAAAGAACACGCUGAAGAGAAUGAAAAAUUAAAGAAAGAUUUCCUAAAUAACCUGGAGGAUAAGCAAAAUUUCUUUGAGCAAGAAUUUAUGAAUGCUAAGAGUCUCUAUAAAGAUCAGAUAGAUGACAAAGAAAAAUGUUUACAGAAAGAAAUUGCUAAGUUAAAGGAAAAAGUUGAAAUUAUUAAAGCAAUUAAAAACGCCCAAAACUAUGAGAUUAUAAAUAAAGAGAAACAAAUUAAAUCAACACAAAAGAAGCUGGGUCUUACUCUUAAAGAAAAUAAGCUUCUUGAACAACAGCUCUUCCCUUUGACAACCUACACUCCAAAAGACUUUGCUGCUUUCUGAAGAUCUAUCGACCAGCACUUCCUUAAAGUCUUCUAUGGGUGGUCAGGUGAUAUUGACUAUAAAGAAGGUAGAACCUCUUUAGAUCUUAAUCUAGACAGGACUACGAACUUGGAGUUGAUUAAGAGAGCUCGGAAAAGAAUUCCUGACAUUGAACACUUUUCUAUUUCCUCCAUCGAAGCUAAAUACUCUCAAAACAUCAGCAAAUUUCUCCCAAAUUGUUUCCCAAAUAAGGUUCAAACCUUUAAAUUAUGAUCCAACUUGAUUUCCGAUGUCAUAUCCAUGGAUCAUUACAUUGAAGUAUUAUUAGCAAUAGCACCAAGAGUUCAGAAAGAGCUAAGGAUUAGCAAAUUUAGCAUCUACCAACUAAACCUUGUCAGCCUUCUUUUGAAUUUCAAGCAUGUGGAGUGAUUUCAAUUAUUCGAAUGUGAAAUAGAUUUGCACUUUAUUCCUAACCUUCAAGAAGCUCUCAGAGAUACUCAAAUUAAAAGAUUAGAUUUAUGAUACAAAUCUAAUCUCGAGGAUAACAUCCCUUAUUUCGAAAGGCUAAUUAAAGGCUUCGCCAAAAGCGAGGAUUUCAGAGAAAGCUUCCAAGAGAUUACAGUGGGCAACUUACAAUUGACUGAAGAAGAAGUAUCUUCUAUUCUCGAAGAAAAUGGAUUUGAAAAGGUGAAAGUUCAAUUUUGUUAG